ACCAGCUGAUUUCAUGAGGAACUUUACUCCUGUUGGGAUGAGGAUUCCUCCCUUUAGUGACUUGAAGGAGGUCAACAGAGCGAACUACUUUCGCUUCGCUGAUAAACUCGGAGAGUUAAUGCUCGAGUACAACACCACCUUCUCCUGCCACGAGUCCCAGCUCUUUCCAGUUAACGAGCUGGAUGGCCUCAGGGCCCGGGUUGCCGAACUUGAAGAAGGGAUCCGUCAACUCAAGGAGAUGGAGGAGGAAAAUGCCAAGGCGGUGGCAAAGGCGAACGAGAUCCGGGAACGAAUGCUGGAAGCCGAAGGUCGCUGCAACCUUCUUGACAUUGCCAAAACUGAUCUUUCCGAGAAGCUGAAGAUCGGGAAGAACUUGUACCUCGAGGCAUGUGACAAGAUUACCUCGCUGGAAGCUGAAGUUAAGCGAAGCGAGGAAUGGUGCAAGAUCGCUGCUGAGAAACGGGACGAGGAGCUCGCAGCAGCGAAAAAAGAUGAAAGGAUGAGGCUUCGUGAACUCUAUAGCGGACUCGACUCGAAACAUGAGACCUACUACAAGGCCAUCAGUGAUAACGAGAUGAUUGGGACACGUCUUGCCGAGACUCGGGCGAACCGAGAACUUCUUGAGGAGUUAAAAGCCGAACUAGAGUUCGGCUUUUACCGACUCUAGUUCGGCUUUCC
Arabidopsis lyrata subsp. lyrata is the source of this 678-nucleotide messenger RNA. RefSeq lists its product as uncharacterized. Lineage: Eukaryota; Viridiplantae; Streptophyta; Magnoliopsida; Brassicales; Brassicaceae. The record is from RefSeq and is a predicted model, not a curated record. Bases 14 to 667 code for a protein of 217 amino acids. The transcript is spliced from 2 exons.